AUGUCUACUGUUAAUCGCCUAAAAUAUAUAAUAAAAGAGCAGCUGUUAAAUGCUGCUGAGGAAAUAUGCAAAGAGUUUGAGAAUACAAUUGUUCGAUACGAAGAGGAGAUCGAUACUCUGCGCAAACAGCUGGAAGGAUUUACGGGCCUGCUCAAAUCCACGCCUCACAUAAAGCUCCACAGGAUAGGCUUCCCAGAGCUAGAUCCCGGAAAGGAAAGCGAUGUCCCUGCUGUGCAGGGUCUGAAACGGGGGAAAACCUCUGAUGUGGACCCUGAAGAAGCAGAGCCCCCAGUGAGGGGAGAGGAGCUGGAACUGGAGCCCCCCUCGUCUCCCUUCGGGGCCCCCCUGAACAGCGAGGGCAGUGACGUCACAGACUCAGACUCUGUUGUGGAGCUGUCCGUGUUUCCGGGAAAAAAGCACCUGAUGACAAACAUCAAACCAAACGCUCCUCAAAGGCCCUCCGAUAGUGCAGACUGUUCUCCCACUCCCAGCAGCCCCUAUGAAUAUGAAUAUGAAUUUGAAUAUGAUGCAGAGCAACCUGACCCAAGGGAAAGCCGAGCUCAUCCUGGAGAACAGCUCUUCAACUGGGAGCGACUUGGCUUAAAGGAAAAUGAAGGGCUUGUGAGCAAAGACUUUGAGGAGCUGUGCGGCCGUCGGCAGGCGGAGAACCGGGAGGUGGCCACCAACACAAGCGUCUCCGUUUCUGAAGAGCUUGAUGAGGGGAAGCCAGGCUCCGGCACCGAGCAGGUCCUUCCGCUCAGCUCCCAAUCAGACGCCCAAAACCAGACCUCCAGUUACAAAGGACGCGGCGCUCCCAAGCCACGGAGGAUCAAAGGCCAACCCCUGUGCGAGACGUGUGGCGUGAGGAUGAAGAACCGAUACCAGGUUGCCAAACACAGAGAGCUGCACAGCGGCAAGAAGCACAUCUGCCCCGUUUGCCACAAAAGCUUCAACCUUAGGAGCUCCCUGUCCGCUCACUCCAAAAACCACAGAGAGCCCCAAAUGCCGUCCUGCCAAAUCUGUAAGAAACAGUUCCCGAGGGAGGAGCUGGCCCUCCACAUGGAGACGCACGCGGAAGUGAGAACCUUUGUGUGCGAGGUGUGCGGGCAGAGCUUCCUCACCCGUCAGAGUCUGUCCGCGCACACCGUGUCGCACCGGGCCUCGGACCGGGCCGUGCACACCUGCCAGCGCUGCCGCAAAACCUUCCUGCACGAGCACCAGCUGCUGGCGCACCUGGGGGCUCACAGCAGGGAGGGCUCGCUGUCCUGCGAGACGUGCGGGCGCACCUUCUCCGGUCAGAGGAUGCUCAUGAAGCACAGACGGAAUCCCUGCCUCUCCUGUAAGAUCUGCGGCCAGCAGCUGCCCUCCCGGCUGGACAAAGCGGCUCACAUGAAGACUCACCAGAGGCACGACUGCUUUCACUGCAAAAAGAGCUACCUGCUGCAGAGGGAGCUGGAGGCCCACCUCCCCAAAUGCCUGACCGAGCGCCCGUGUCUGUGCCAGUUCUGCGGCCGGCGCUUCAAGUACCCCGUCACCCUGAGCAAUCACGUCAGAAUCCACAGCGCCGCGGCGGCCGCGCCCGUCGUGAGACAUGAGGGAAAGGCUUCAGACUGA
Messenger RNA from Menidia menidia (Atlantic silverside), 1614 nucleotides. NCBI's taxonomy places the organism in Eukaryota, Metazoa, Chordata, Actinopteri, Atheriniformes, Atherinopsidae. The record is from the annotation of a GenBank genome assembly.